AUGGGCAUCCCUGGGCUCGCUAGACGUCUAGAGCCAUAUGCAUCUCAAUACUCAGCUGAUCAAUUGGAUGGCUACUCUGCCAUUAUCGACGGCCCAGCGUUGGCAUAUUUUGGGCACAAGCUUGCUGUUACUGCUUCAAAAGAUACAUCCAAACUACCAUCUUACCGGGAAAUCUGCACAGAGGCAAUACGCUGGCUAGAGCAACUCGAGAAGAUCAACGUUAAAGUGUCGACAAUCUUCUUCGAUGGGGCACUGCCAAAGUUGAAGCAAGUCGAGAGGUUGUCAAGACUUGAGCAGAACAACAAACGUGUAUUACAACUGCGAGCCAGCUAUCCCACCGAUUCCUGUCCCAUCCCAAGAACGUUGGCCUCCAUUUUGUACGCUUUCCUGGCGCCCGCCUUGCGAGAAGCCCUAGCCGCAUCCCCAUACGCAGCCAGGACCCGCAUCGUACCUGGAGAAGCCGAUGAUUGGUGUGCACUAUAUGCCAAAGAUGUCGAUCGUUCGGUGGUUUUCACGAGCGAUACCGACCUUGUGCUGUACCACUAUUCAAAGGAGACACUCAUCGUAUUCUUGAAUGAUGUUGAUCUAUCUUCGGGUAUUCGAGCACUCAGCCCCGACCAGAUACGGGGGAAAUUGCAUCUUCAAAGUCUGGUUCCGUUCGCAUAUGCCCUUUGUCAAAGCCCGCAAGAUACCGCGAAUCUUCUGAUCCAAAACGCACGAAAUGUGAAUCUUUCCUCAGAAGGGUUCGUUGAUUUCAACCGACGGUACUCACCGAGCGCCAUAAUAUCUGCCGACCGUAGGAAAGCUUCUUUAGAUGCACUCAGUCUGCAAGACCUGGACGUACGAAUAUCUGAAUAUGUGGAUCAAGCUCUGAGUUCUUCCACAAACCCACUCGUCUACCUGCCUCUGCUCAUGGAAGACCCUGCCCAGGCAUCCGCGUGGAAUAUGGGUCACGAUGUACGCAAACUCGCAUACUCUUUAUUGGCUCCUGCGGGAACACUUGUUCAUGAGUAUAGAAGGAAGUCUCAGGGUGUGUCUUCUCAAGAGAUCCAACCCUUAAGUAAAGCAGAAACUGUAAGCGCUACUGUGCACUUGGAACAGCAAAUAAGUGGGUUGAUACUCUGGGCAAACAGCAAGCGCAUCGAACCUGAGCUUCUUUGGCCUUUAUUCGGACUUAGUCUGGUACUUUCGGAUUUGAACACUGCACCAGCAAUCUCCCUGGUUUUGCGGGUCCUUAACGCUGACUUCGACAACACAUGGGCAUUCGUACAACUCACAGCUCGGAUUCAGGCUGCGAUGUACUCUCUGCGUGUGCUCAAACAGAUUGUCAACGUAAAGCUCACACAACAAAUAUCAAGGGAUGCCGAGCUCAACGGUAGCCUUGACGAGAUCAACAGGCACAUGAGCCUCUUUCCGUCCAUAGGCGACAUGUUUACCGUACCAGGUCAGACGAAGAAGAUACUCGCCGAGAAUGAUAGUUUAAGAGCGAUUGUCGAGGAGAUAUAUGCAUCAGCUGGUACGGAAGCGCCUUCGGAGCAAGUAUCGAACAAGAAGAAGAAAAGACAGGCUAGAGAGGCGGAUCGGAAGAAGAGAAAAGCUGGGAUGAGGCAGAUGGCUGCUUCCUAG
Molecule: messenger RNA, 1626 nt
Organism: Plenodomus lingam JN3
Lineage: Eukaryota; Fungi; Ascomycota; Dothideomycetes; Pleosporales; Leptosphaeriaceae
Source: RefSeq, a predicted model, not a curated record